CUUCUGCGUUCACGGAACUCUCUUUCCUUAUCAACGUCGGCACCUCAAUAGAUUUUAACAACCCCCUCCGCGCGUGGCCUCGGUUGCUGCGCGCGGCCCGCGUUGGUACCCAUGGACUUCUGGACAAAAAAUUUGCGGGGCGGAGACAACGGCGUCACGCCCCGCCAGAAGCCGAAGCCUGGAAAUGUUCCUACAUCCGCUCAAGCCGACAAGCCUCCUUUGCGCGUCCCUGCUCCAUCGAGCAUGCGCAAGCUGCCUGCCUUGUCAGGAGAUUGCUCAGAAAAUAAGCCGGACUCGCCUUCAAAGGCGGCAAGCAUCGAUGGAACGGAGGACGGGACAGAGGAUUUCGAAAACGACUCUGUUCGGGUUUUCGUGCGAGUCCGCCCACCAACGGAGCAGGAGCUCGCAAGCGACAAACACGAGCAGUGCCUCUCGGUCAUUGGAAGCCGGACGCUACAGUUAAUGGUGAAGGAUAAGGGUAACAGCACGCACCGCUUCAUGUUCGAUCAGGUCCUUCCGGAGGACACCCCGCAGCAGGACGUUUUCGACCUUGCGGGCCUCGUCGCGGUGGACAACUGUCUGGCUGGCUACAACUCUUCCAUAUUUGCGUAUGGCCAAACCGGUGCUGGCAAGACCUUCACAGUGAUUGGCCAGCUCACUGACUCCGAGAAGCGGGGUCUGGCACCACGUGUGUUUGAGUACCUGUUUGCGAAGAUUACGGAUCACGAGAACGCACGCGGUCCAGACACGGUGAAGUACAACUGCAGAUGCUCUUUCCUGGAGAUCUACAACGAGACGAUCGCCGACCUUCUGUGCCCUUCCUCGAGCAACCUCCCUAUCCGCGAGGACCCUGAGAAGGGUCCUUACGUGGACGGUCUCUCCGAGCCCCCGGCCCUGAACGUGGACGAGAUGCUGCAGCACCUCAUGAAGGGCGCCGAGAACAGGCACACGGGCGAGACUCGCCUUAACCGCGAGUCUAGCCGGUCGCAUUCGGUGUUCAUGUGCACGGUUGAGAAGAACGUCACCAGCAACGGGAUCAACAAGUGCUUCUACGCCAAGCUUAACCUUGUGGACCUCGCAGGAAGCGAGCGCAUUGCAAGCGGCGCUCAUGGCGGCAGCAACGCAACUGGUGAGCACUUCAAGGAGGCUUGCCACAUCAACAAGUCGCUAACGGCUCUCGGUCGCGUGACAACGGAGCUCGUCAAGUCACAGAAGAGCGGCGGUGGUGGCCACGUGCCGUACCGCGACUCCAAGCUUACAUUCCUCCUGCAGUCGUCACUCGGAGGUAAUGCGAAGACGCUCAUCAUAGCCAACGUCAGCCCCAGCGCGAUAUGCGCACAGGAAACGCUCAGCACGCUUCGGUUUGCCAAGCAAACCAAGCACAUCCGCAACGACGCGAAAGUCAACUGGACGGUUCAGGGUGAUCGGCUUGCCAUGCAGCGCGAAAUCGAGCGCUUGCGCAUGGAGUUGGCCAGUGUUCGCUCAGGCGUCGCGGAGCCCCUCGUGCAGGCUAAUGAAGAGCUAUCCUCUCGGCUAACUUCGGCGCUGCAAUACGGGGAGGAGCUGCGGCAGGAGCGCGAUCGAGUGCUCAACGCACUGAACCAGAUGCGCCGUGAGUAUCGGGUGCUAGACCAGCGGCUUGUAGGCCUUGCCGCCAUCAGCGGAAUGGACGGAAGCAGGGGCGCUGGCGCUUUGGCAACCGUUAUGGAUGAGAUUGAGGCAAUCGACGCCACGUCUUCCCAGCGCCUCCUGGAGAGGAUUGAGUGCGAGCAGCACAUCCUUGCCAUCCAGCGCCAGAUGGAAGAGGAUAUGCGAUUAAGGCUGGUGGAGCAGCUGCGCGCUUCAGAGCAGGGCCGCGAGCUCGCUGUGCUUAAGUGCGAUGACCUAACCUCUCAGCUGGCGGCGCUGGUCAAGGAGAAGAGCGAUCUAGAGGAGAGCUGCAGCGUCCUGGCCGACAACUUUUCGCAGGCGGGCGCCAAGAUUAGCGAGCAGAAGGAGCAGCUGGAAGCUCAGCAGGCCGACCUAGUAGAGGUCAGGCUGCGCAAACAAGAGCUGGAGCAGCAGCUGGAAAGCAAGGGCGCUGAGCUCGAGACGGCGGGGCAGCAGCUAUUGGAAACGCGAUCCAAGCUUAGCGCUACGAUCGAGGAGGCUGAGCGCGCAGUUGCGCACGCGGCUGAGCUGCAGGCGCUUCUCGACGACAAGCAGGCAGAGCUUAGUCAGCAAGGAAGCCGCAUGGAGGGCUUGACACGGCAGUUGGAGGGCGCUCUGUCCGAGGUCCAACUGCUGCAAGGAUGCUUGGCUGAGGCCCAGGAGCAGCUGGUCCAGACUCAGCAUGAGAGCAGGGCUUCGAACAGCGAGCUCUUGGACCGCAUCGCCCAACUCUCCAGCGACCUGAAAUCGCUCGAGGAGAAGGCGUUCCAGGACAGCACUGCUAUAGAGGAGCUGCAGGGCAGCGCCACCCUCCGGGAGCAGCAGCUGGCUGAACUUGAGGAGCGGCUGCAGAAGAAGGAAGCUGAGUGCGCGGCGGCCUUCGAGCGCUUGCAAGCUACGGAAUCAGACCUUGUGGCGCAAACUGAGGCGCGCAGCACUGCCGACUCGGAAGUUGUGUCGCUUUCGGCCCAGCUGGCAACAUUGCAGGAACAGUUCACUGCCAGUCAGGCCCGUUUGGCUGCGCAGGAUGAGGAGAUCCAGCAAAGCAAGCUCCGAGUUGCGGCAUUAACGGGCGAGCUUGAGGCCAAGGCAGUGGCCGUUUUGGAGGCAACUGGGCGCGCCACAGCAGCGGAGGAGGAGGUAGCGAGCUUGGCAUUCCGCGCGCAAGCGCUCGAAAGCAGCGCUGCCGAACAGACUCUUGUUCAUUCGGCAACGGUGCAGGCCCUGCGCGAGGCGGAAGGGACCGCCCGUGAGUUGGAGGCCAAGGUUGAAGGCAUGCAGGCGCAGCUGCAGGCUGCGCAAAGCGAGCUCCAGGCGAGCGAAGGACGGGCGGAGGAGCUGUGCAGCAAGGUUACGGCGAUGGAGGCGCGUACGGCAGACCUGGAAGCGCAGCUGCAGCGGCAAGAUGCGCUGGUGGCGACGCAAGCGGCUGGAGUCCAGGAACGUGUAGCGGCAAUAGCUUUGCUAGAGUCCCGCAUCGCUGAGGUUGAGGCCGCGAAAGCAUCCCUAACCGACCAGCUAGAGCAGGAGCAGUCCAGCAGCGCCACUCUUCGCAGCACGCUUGUGCAAAGCGAGGCAUGCGUUGCAGAACUGCGCGAGCAGCUACAGCAGGAGCAGUCCCGGAUGCACAAUACACUCCGGGAGAUGUCUGGGAACGCUGUAGCGGCGCAGCACCAGAUUGCUGAGCUGGAAGAGCAGCACCUGCAUGAAGUCCAGCAGCUGAAGGACGAGCUUGACAAACGCAGCAACGAGCUAAAGCAGCGCGACCAGGAAAUGGUGCGCACCAACUUUGCGCUCAAAGGAGAGAUCGACCGGCUCAAGUCAUCACUUGAACAGGCGAAGCGUGACUCGGCCACCGGAAAGGCGAAUCAGGAGCAGCUGGUCGCAUCGCACCAGUCUAUGAUUGCCGGCAUGAACGAGAGGCUGUCAAAGCAGACCGAGCGGUACAACGAGCUUAGCAAGAAGUACGAUGCGCUCAAACAGCAACUGGACCAGGCGCAGCGCGAGGUGGAGUCGUGGAAGACUAAGUCGGAGCGCCUUGACCACGCAAUGGCUGACGUCACUCGCCUCAUCCGAUUCGCCCGCAACCCGCCCGACUCAGCCCGUUCCUCGCUAAUCAUGAACCGCAACGAGCACGUCUCUCCGAACCUUGAUGGGCAGCGCUGGACUACGAUUGGUGCCUCAGGCUCCCGCACAGGGGCACCUAUGCCGCCAUCCCCGAACUCACUAUGCAUCCGCAUCUCAGAGUCUCCAGCGGAGUCACCACGCAGGUCAAUGAGCCGGUACUCUGGCGUCAGUCCCGCCGGCUCUAAGGCAGGCAGCGUCAGCAUUCCGCAACGCAUCAAUGGUGGCGGCGAGGACGGAGAGGAGUGGGGAAGCACGCGGCGCAUGCUCGACGUCACCAGCCCAGGAGACCAGUUGCCCAUUCCCGAUGCCGAUGAGUAGCAGGAGUGUUAGCGCCAGUUCGCUAGAUCAAUGUAUGAUUCCGUAUGUUCGAUGUCAAGUUGUCGUUUCUACAUGCUGGCUCCUUAAGCACUUCCAAGCAGGGUUUUAUGAGCGCCUACCACGAGCAUUGUCGUGUGCGCUCCACAAGAUGUAGAGAUGAACUCAUGGCAUGCAUGGCUAGGAUAACCGUAACGCAUUGACUGCUGGCUUGGAACCAGGCGUCGUGGGCAUAUUACGACCCAUGGGGCGCUACGAGUCGUCCGCGUCAUAAGCACCCUCCUGGUCGCCCCUCUCCUGUAGAAAGGGAUUAGC
This is a messenger RNA of Astrephomene gubernaculifera, 4407 nucleotides long. Lineage: Eukaryota; Viridiplantae; Chlorophyta; Chlorophyceae; Chlamydomonadales; Astrephomenaceae. The record is from the annotation of a GenBank genome assembly.